Vanessa atalanta (red admiral) is the source of this 4605-nucleotide messenger RNA. Its product is annotated as zinc finger protein 234-like. Bases 252 to 3029 code for a protein of 925 amino acids. Gene Ontology annotation, biological process: regulation of transcription by RNA polymerase II. NCBI's taxonomy places the organism in Eukaryota, Metazoa, Arthropoda, Insecta, Lepidoptera, Nymphalidae. Gene Ontology annotation, molecular function: DNA-binding transcription factor activity; RNA polymerase II cis-regulatory region sequence-specific DNA binding. The transcript has 11 exons. The record is from RefSeq and is a predicted model, not a curated record.
UCCAGUCACGCGAGAAAAAAAAUGUGAAUUUGUAAUUCAUAAUAUACAUUAAACCAUUGUUUUACGUAGUAAAUAAAAUAAUAAAAUAACUUAUGUUAUACUAAAAUGAACGAUGAAGCAAUAGGAUGUUUAUGAAAUCAUCAUAAUGGACGUUGUAUUGUUAAAUAUGUGUUUUUUUUAAUGUCAUUAAAUGUGUUGUUAAAAAAGUGCUUUUUUUCGUGACGACAGUCGCCUCAGUAGUAGGUUCCAACAUGAAUGAGAAUAUGGCACCAGAAGUGGAUCCGUUGAGCAACUAUAGCAUAAAUACAUUCCACAACUUUGAAGGUUAUGAAAAUUUACCGUACACUGAAAACAUAGGCCAUACAACGUACCCGUAUCCCAUAAAACUAGAGCAAUACCAAACUUCGUUUAACUAUUAUAAUCAUGCACCGCACACUAGUGAAGUUAAGCACAACGUACCAGAAAUAACCAAUAGCGUACCUCCAAAUAACGUCAGUAAUAAUGAACCAACGAAUCAAAGCAUAAACAACACUCCAACUACGAACAAUGAAACCAAUACAGACGUUGAUAUAAAACCAGAUAUAACCGAGAACAUCAAUAAAAGAAGAAUUAAAAAGGAACGAAGCAAAUAUUUCUCGGAGAAAAUAACAGAAAAGGACUUUCCCUUCUACGGGUGCUCAGUAUGCAACAUAUGCUUCAAAUCACUACACGAACUAGACACACACGUCACAAUACACAAGGACAGAAUAACGAGCUACGAUUUGAGAAUAAAGAAUCAAAUAAAAAAAAAAAAGUUAAAGAAGGAAAUGAAAAAGAAUAAAAAGAAACAAAAGAAUGUCGUCAAAUUGGAAACGGAUGUUGAUAUCGAAAUUAAACCAGAGGACGGAUACAUUGGCAGCGAGAAGGCAUCAGACUUGAUCAACUACACAGAAUCGGACAACCAAAGCUCAAAGGAGAAUGAGAAUGGAGUGAUUAACGAGAAGAAAAAUGAUAAUAUUGCAACGACGGAUGCAAGUACGAGGGAACCAAUGAAUAAACAGGAAAUACAGAAUUUACAGAAGAUAUACAAAUGUUUUGCAUGCCAGAAACAGUUUACGUUGAGUUAUUACUUAAAGUUACACGUCAGAUCUCAUACAGAUGAAAAGCCGUACACGUGCGCGGAGUGCGGCCAGUCCUUCAUCACAGCCAGCAAGCUCGGACGACACAAUAAAAGAUUUCAUCUCGCCAUCCGGUACCAGUGUCGGAUAUGUUAUAGAUACUUUUCAAGAUUCGAAUUCCUGACCCGCCAUUUCGAUAAGAAACAUCCAGACGAUAAAUUGGAGGGGGAACCAUAUGAUUACAAUGCCAUAUUGCCAUAUUUAAAAGAACUAGAGGAACAGCUGCGUGAGAAGUCUGAGAGUGAAAAGUCCAAGCCGAAAACGGAGGAUUUGUGGUCGAGCGAUUGGCCGAAUAUGGGAACAAGUGAUAACGAUUUUAAGGAAAAUGUUGUAAAGGACGAAGAAAAGGUAGAAUUGAGGAUCGAAGAAGUUAAGGUCGAUAUGGAUGAUGUCGAUGUCAAACAAGAGGCGGAUUUUGAGGAGAAGAGUGACGAUCUAGAUGAUUUUAGAGACGAUUUGAAGGAUGAGAACGCGUCCGACUCGGACUACUUCCCGUCCAACACGUGCGCCGCCCCCCCGCGCUCGCCGUCGCCGCCCCCCCCCGGCGACCGGCUGCAGUGCGGCGAGUGCGGCAAGCGCGUGAGCAGCGCGUCGUACCUGCGCGUGCACGCGCGCACGCACAGCGGCGAGCGGCCCUACAAGUGCUACGUGUGCGGCGCCGGCUUCAUCACCUCCAGCAAGAUGCACCGCCACGUGCUCACGCACCCGCAGUGCUGGGACGACGAUGAAGUGAAAACAGAAAACUUAGAUAUUAAAUUGGAACCGCUGAAAGAUGGUGAGGCGGUCGAUGAUAAGAAAAAAUUAAAAAUGAAGAAAGCCCUCGCGAAGUUCUCGAAGAAACCGAGGAGUUCGGAUAAGAAGAAAAAGCUUUAUCAGAAGCGACCUCACGCCUGCGAGUUCUGUCAGAAGAGAUUUUUGCAUCUGGAGACAUUACAGGUACAUAAAAAGUCCCACGAAGGCGAGUCGAUAGUCUACAAAUGCACUUUCUGCCUCGACGAGCAACAGGACGAGGCGACGUUGAAGGCCCACGAGGCGACGCACGACGGCCCGAAGCCCUACCUGUGCACGAUAUGCGGGAAGGGUUACAAGAAACGCGAGACAAUGAUAUACCACCGGAAGAACCACAAGCCCGAGAAGGAGUACAUCUGCGACAUCUGCACGAAGAGCUUCAACGCGCAGUGCAAGCUGCAGCGCCACAUCGUGAGCCACCGCGCCGACAAGUUCGUGCUGCGCUACGAGUGCCCCGUGUGCGCGCACAUGUUCAACACCAAGUACCACGUGCAGAUGCAUCUCGCCACGCACCAGAAGGAGGGCCUAAUUCAAGAGGAGAAUCGUAACGAGAUCCUGGCGAUGGUGUUACAAAACGCGCGUAAGAUACCGAAGACGCCGGACGCGCCCUCCGCCCUCACCGACAUCGUGCCGGCCGACGAGCGGAGCCGCGUCUGCAACAUCUGCGGGGAGAUAUUCCAGCACUUUUACUACUUGGAGGAGCAUCUGAAGAGCCACGGUUCCAAAAUAGCCGUAGAGGACAACGAAAAGGCUAAAGAGAAGAAACAUAUUUGUAAAAUAUGCAAUAAAGGCUUUAAACUACAUUAUUAUUUAAAAUUACAUAGUUUUACUCAUACUAAAGAGAAGCCGUUCAUUUGUCAGCAGUGCGGCAAGGGUUUCAUAACCAAAGGUAAGUUGAAAAGACAUCUCGAGACUCAUACGGGCUUGAAAAAAUACCAAUGUCAUAUCUGCUAUAAGUUCUUCACGCGGCCCAGUUAUCUCAGGAUUCAUGUGAGGACUAUACAUGGUACGCAGGAUUAUAAUUUCAGACUGGAGAAACAGUAUGGGUUAUCGUCUGUACCGCUCAUGGGGCAUUCCGCUUGAGUUGAGACGAGUCAAUGUUAUUAUAAGUGCAACUUACUUGUGAACUAAUAUUGAGUGAACAAUUUUUACCUGUCAAAUAUUUGGGCAACUAAUGUCAAUUUUGUUUUUUUUUUUUUAAUUAUAAAUAUUGACAUAAGAUUUAAAUAUUGAGACCAAAAUUAAAGUAUAUUGAUUAAAAACAGGUUUAUAUGAAGUGAUAUAUUUUUAUGUAUUUUUUUAUUAUAAAUAUGGGUACCUUGAUGCGGGUAUGUUGUUUAGUUUGUACGGUUUUAGUUUUUUUUUUUUUUAAUGGUUGUAGCUGGGUACUGGGGGCCACGCAGAGCAAAGAAACAUAUAGAGCACUCCUUGACUUGCAAUUUGUGACUAUUUUAAAAAUAUUUGAUAGUUUUAUUUAAUUUUAAUUCUCUUAUAUAUUAUAUGACCCUGUCUAGCUACACCCAUGAUUGUUUUUUUGAACGUUUGUAACUAAAUAGAUUCUUUGAUUUUAGAUAAAGAAAAGAAAUAACCUCAAAUAAUUUUCUAUUGCACUAUUACUGUAUAGAUGGUUUUUUUAAACUGGUAAUUAAUGUCGAAAACCAUUAGUUUAAGCUCUGUUCAUCACAAGUGGUGUCGGUUAAUAUUGUACUUAUUUAAAUUAAUAAAUUACUGGCAACGAUACAUUGUAAGAUUAUGUGAUGGUUUGUUUAAAAUGAUUAAACUAAUAUUAAAAUUGGUUCAGGUUUUACCCAAACGUUUUUAAGUAUCGUUAAAGUUAGGAGAUUUAGUCUGUCAAACAGACAAUUGAUUUUAUUGCUAUGUAUAUUAAAACUAGGUAUUAUUUUAACGGUGUAAAGAAAAACGGUGCGAUUUUUUUUUUUAAAUGUAUAUUUUUCAAAAUGUAAAUAUUAAACAAUAUUAAGUUUUUGUAUUGUUUGUAAUUAAACGUUUUGUACAGUGGUCCAAAUAUCAAGUGUAAGAUUUUAGCCCAUCCAAUAUUAUUAAGGUUUGUUUUUUUUUUUAAUAUUUGCAUCAUGUCGCUGUCAAAAAAUAUUACCAUCUAAAAUGGCGGGAAAUUCUUUAAAUAAGAUGGCGUCUUAUAAUUUUUCAAUUACAGUUUUCUAAGGUUUGAUUUUUUAAUGUUUAGAAAAUAAUAUGUUGACGUCUAAAAUGGCGGGAAUUUUAAAACAAGAUGGCGUCUUUUUAUUUCAUGGUAUUGCAAUUAAAAUUUUUUAAGAGUUAUUGUGUUAAUGAUUUUGCAAUGUCAAAAAAUGUUGACGUCUAAAUUGGCGGGGAAUAAUUUAAACAAGAUGGCGUCAUUGAUUUCAAUAUAUUGCAAUUACUUUAUCCCUUAUUAAGAAUUAUUGCCCAAUGUUAUAAUGCACGGUUUUAAUACGAUCUCAACAGAUGGAAAAAUAGUUAUUUAAAAUUGCACGUUACUUAGAAUAAGUUGUACAUUCUUUGAUCGGCUGCUCUGGGCGGUUGUGUUGUAGCAAUAAUUUUUCACGCAAAACUUGGUGUUGUAAAUUUUUCUCACUUUUAAAGGUUGUUGAUUUUGUAUAAAGAAAAAAAUAUAUAUGAAUAAAUAAAUUAAGUUUUA